Molecule: messenger RNA, 1669 nt
Organism: Nilaparvata lugens (brown planthopper)
Lineage: Eukaryota; Metazoa; Arthropoda; Insecta; Hemiptera; Delphacidae
Product: putative fatty acyl-CoA reductase CG5065
Exons: 1
Coding region: 36-1586 (516 amino acids)
Biological process (GO): long-chain fatty-acyl-CoA metabolic process
Cellular component (GO): peroxisome
Molecular function (GO): alcohol-forming very long-chain fatty acyl-CoA reductase (NADP+) activity
Source: RefSeq, a predicted model, not a curated record
UAUGUGUUUUGUUUGUGAAAAUUUUUUGUACCAUUAUGAGUAAUCAAAAUAAUGAUUCACCAACAAAAGAAUUUUACAAUGGACGUUACAUCUUUGUUACCGGAGGCACUGGGUUCAUAGGUAAAGUUCUUUUACAUAAACUUCUUGUGUCAUGUCCUCAAAUAGAACGCAUAUACCUGCUUCUACGAAAUAGACGAGACACUGAUAGCAUAUCAAGCAGACUUUCAAAUCUAUGGUCCUCACCAGCUCUCAACUAUUUAGAGCAGCUUGAUCCUAAAUAUAAAGAUAAAAUAGUUCCUGUGUCAGGUGAUCUUUCUAAACCUCAACUUGGAAUAGGAUCGGCAGAUUUGAUCAAUUUAAAAAACCAAAUAUCCAUUGUCUUUCAUUUGGCUGCUACAAUAAAGUUUGAUGAAACCUUGAAAAAUUCAGUAACAAUUAAUAUGCUGGGGACAAAACGUUUGUUGGAGUUGUGUCGUGACAUGGAAAAAUUAGAGGCCUUAGUGUACGUGUCUACUGCUUUCAGUAAUUGCGAUCGAUUUGUCAUAAAUGAGAUGUUGUAUCCCUCAAAGUAUGAUCCUGAACAUGUCAUAAAGUGCACCCAGUGGAUGGAUGAUGAAACUUUGAAAGUUAUAACACCUCUUCUGCUUGGAAAACACCCCAACACAUACACAUUUACUAAAGCCAUGGCUGAGAAUAUUCUUCGCACAGACGCGGCCGGCAUACCGACCGCUAUUGUUCGGCCGUCAGUGAUACUGUCUUCAGUGCAGGAGCCUUUUCCUGGUUGGCUGGACAACUUCAACGGACCCAACCGGCUGAUAGCCAUGUGCAGUCAAGGCCUGUCUCGUUCAGUCAUCUGCGAUAAAACAAAACAAGCUGAGGUUGUUCCUGUUGAUUUUGUUGUAAAUGUGAUUGUUUGUGCGGCCUGGCGCAUUGCAACAACAAGACCAAAGGAAAUAGUCGUCUACAACUUCUGUUCUAGCCAACUCAAUCCAAUAAACUUUGAAACUUUUGUAUCAUACUCUCUGAAGUCGAUGAAGCUCCACCCUAGUGAGAAAAUUGUUUUCAAUCCAAACUUGACUUUAUACAAGAGUAAGAUGAGACACAAUCUACUGUACCUGUUGUUCAAUAAACUGCCUGCAUUGGUGUUGGACACUUUGAUUCUUUUGAAAGGAAAACGUCCAUACCUUGCUGAUCAAAUUAAGAGAAUGACUAGCAAAAUGGAAUGCCUGGAGUUCUUUCUCCUUAACGACUGGCAUAUAUUGGAUUGCAACGUUCAAUCACUGAAUUUAAGUCUGACACCAAAAGACAGAGAUGAAUUUCCAUUUGACGUGACCCUCAUUGAUUGGGAGGCAUACAUCAACAAUUAUGUUCUUGGAGUAAGAAAAUUUCUCCUCAAAGAAAAAGAUGAGUCAUUACCAGUUGCCACAAAGCGCCUUCGUCGAAUUAUGACUAUUUAUUGGCUUGUCAAGUCAUUCUGCAUCAUAUUCUUUGUCCUUAAAAUUGCACAAAAAUCAAGCUUUUUCACAGAUCGCUUGUCUUCCUUAUUACUGUACCUUAUCAAGCUGCUUAGAAUGUUCAGAUUUUAAUUCAAAUCAUAAUGUCAGAUUCAGAAUGUUGCAUUAGCUCAACAUUCAAGUAUUCUUAUCAGAGUAAAGAAGUAUUUCUUGUA